AGAUUCUUCAGAAUUAUUUAAACACGAAAUUGCUUAUUGUUUGGGGCAAAUGCAGCAUUUUUCCGCCAUUCCGACCCUCAUUAAGAUUAUUGAAGAUUGCACUCAAGAAGCUGUUGUCCGACAUGAAGCAGCCGAGGCGCUCGCUGCAUUUCGCGAUCCGAAAUUUAUAGAGGUUUUAAGAAGAUUUACGAGUAGCGAAUGCGUGGAAUUGGCGGAAACUUGCAAGAUUGCAGUCGAUUAUUUAAAAUGGAUUUCGGAUUUACAAAGCGACCAAGAAAAGUCAAGUGUGAGUGUCUUUGGGACGCUCGAUCCCGCUCCUCCUCUUGAUAAUAAAAUUGAUAAUGCUGCCGGUCUUGAUGAGAUUGCUCGUAUUUUCAUGGAUACCAACCAACCGCUGUUUAGCCGCUACCGAGCGAUGUUUUCUUUAAGGAAUAUCGGCACUCGUGAAGCUGUUGAGGUUCUUAUUGAGGGUUUCAAAGAUUCCAGCGCCUUAUUUAAACAUGAGAUUGCUUUUGUAUUUGGGCAACUUCAAAGCGAGUACGCCGUCCAGUCGCUAAUGAAUGUGUUACGCGACGACACCGAGCAUCCUAUGGUGCGACACGAGGCUGCUGAAGCGCUUGGCGCUAUUGCUUCCCGUAAAGAGAUAUAUACUUUACUAAAGGAAUUUUCUGCAUCGCACCAUCCACGCAUUAUUAGAGAAAGUUGCCACGUGGCUUUGGAUAUGUAUGAAUAUGGGAAGUCUGAAGAGUUUGAAUAUACUUUGAACCACUUUUCUUAA
This is a messenger RNA of Zophobas morio, 778 nucleotides long. Its product is annotated as deoxyhypusine hydroxylase-like. Gene Ontology annotation, biological process: peptidyl-hypusine biosynthetic process. Gene Ontology annotation, molecular function: deoxyhypusine monooxygenase activity. The transcript has 7 exons. The coding region runs from base 50 to 778 and encodes 242 amino acids. The record is from RefSeq and is a predicted model, not a curated record. NCBI's taxonomy places the organism in Eukaryota, Metazoa, Arthropoda, Insecta, Coleoptera, Tenebrionidae.